This is a messenger RNA of Patella vulgata (common limpet), 8547 nucleotides long. Its product is annotated as galactose-3-O-sulfotransferase 4. NCBI's taxonomy places the organism in Eukaryota, Metazoa, Mollusca, Gastropoda, Patellidae. The coding region runs from base 2377 to 3351 and encodes 324 amino acids. Gene Ontology annotation, biological process: signal transduction; glycolipid biosynthetic process. The record is from RefSeq and is a predicted model, not a curated record. The transcript has 8 exons. Gene Ontology annotation, molecular function: galactosylceramide sulfotransferase activity. Gene Ontology annotation, cellular component: membrane.
GACAAGGAAAUAAUUGUAGAUUGAGCGCCGAAAUCACAAGAAGAACAGGUUACGUUUGUCAAGGCGGAGAGUCAUUAGUCAGAGUAAUGUACUACCUGUCUGUGAUUGUUUUAGCUGUUUUUGCUGUGGUUUCUGCAAGGCAGUUUUGCCCUAAAAACAACCAGAAUGAUGCUUUGGCAUUUCGAGGAAGACCGGCUGGGGCUAUGUAUAUUCGAAUAAGUAAGUAUAUUGCAUUACGUUGUUGUAUGACAGGUUAUACAACCAUCAGGUGGAAGAAAUGGAACCAGCUUCAGAGCCGAUACGAUGAUUACCCUUGGGACCAGGAUCGAGAGGACCUAGGCAUCAUUGAAGACGGUCAAGUACUAGAGAUAACAUUAGUGAGAGCUUACGAUGAAGGACGAUACAUCUGUGAAGGUCAAAAUGGUAGUUCCACAAUUCAACAAGAGAUCCAUUUGAAAGUUAUUUCAUGUGAAGCAUCAGAUGGUAAGAUCCAUAUAGUCGAGGAACCAGUAGGGCCAGUGACAGCUUCUCUGGGUGAUCGCAUAGAAUGGAAGUGCAAAGGUUUCUUUGGCUGUGCGUCAGAUGGUAGCCAGAAUGAAAGAAUAGCACAAUGGCAAUACAAGGACAGUGAUGUGUUUCACACUAUUCGGAAUUUAAGCGCCAGUUAUAAACUUUAUAAAGACCCAAGUAGUGAUGGUGGAACAGUUAGUUCUAUACUGGUCAUAAACGGAGUGGCAGAAAAAGAUUAUCAUAGAACAUUUAAUUGUUUGUUAGAGACCCCUGCCAGGAGCAAGAAUUUUUCCAUUCAUAUAUCUCCUCCAGUUACAAUACCGGAUCGCAGAUUAUAUUUCCUUUAUCUGUUUCUGCUGUUUCCCCUGAUACUGAUAGUUGGUAUCCUUAUGAACUGUUUAUUUGGGGCCCGCAUCAAAUACUGGUAUAAAACCAAAUGUCCCUGCUCAGCCUAUUCUCUCGAUAAAGAUGGUUUUGAGAAUGAUAUUUUGAUAGUUAGAAGUGAUAAAGAUAGGGCUUUUGUUGAGGAUCAUGUAAAAAAACACAUAAAGGGCUAUAAGGUAUUUGAUAAAGACAGUGUUCAGCUAGGACAAAUUGAAAACUCUAAAAUGACAGAAGCUAUACCAAAGAGCUAUUCAAUAGUUAUCAUUUAUUCUAAAGACUUGUUAAUGGAUAGAGAUGCCGACUAUAUAUUUCAAAUCAUCAGAGGUGUUGGACAUCGGAACGUCAUCGUUAUCAAAUUGGAAAAUAUCUCGAAAGAGGAACUAAAAUCAAUCAUAAGUGAUGAAAUCUUAAAAAUCUCUCAUUCAGUUUGGCCAAGUAUUACAUGGCCGACUACUGGUACCGAAAAUAGUCGAAAGUACAAAAACUUUAUUUAUGAUUUGAAAGACAAACUACUUACAAAAUCAAUUCCGAUACCAACGAUGCCAGAGGAAGCGAGUGAUGUAUCAAGUCCAAGAAGAACUUCAUCCGAACUCCCAUUACUAUCUCAGAAUUCCAGUGGAGGUGACAGUGGAUAUGCCACAUCACCAGAUAUAAUAAAAGAAGAACCUCGGUUAAUUUAAAUAAAAACCUAAAGGCGGAGUCUGAACAUUUUAUUUCGAAUAACGGCAAGAAAAAAAGAUUACUAUGUAAAAUAUAGACUUGAGUUGCUAUCUGAGUAAUAGUUAUCCAGUAUCAACCGUUUCUGAAGUAUAUGGACACACAUUUCAAAGCGUGUGGUUAUCUAUAUCAACCCGCACGGAUGUUGAUUCUUGGAAUAACAUCGUGUAAAACAGAACGUUGAUACGAGGAAUACUCAUCUUAUAAGAUCAAACUUGUUAUAGGAUAAACCGGAGGUGUGUAAAUAUCAAUAGUUGUCAUGGGUGAUAAAAUCUUCUUUUUUUGGGGGAGGGGGGGUAAACGUCAAUAGUUGCUAUGUUGCUAUCAGAGAUAUAGUUUGGGAGUGUGUAAGGAUUAAUAGUUGCUAUGGGAGAUAUAGUAUGGAAGUGUGUAAAACAUCAAUAGUUGCUAUGGGAGAUAUAGUAUGAAAGUGUGUAAAACAUCAAUAGUUGCUAUCUUCGCUACUAAAGACAGAUGUCUUCCGCAAGCGACAACGGAGACUGUCAUGACAUAUUCAACGUUAGGGUCAGAAAUCAGGAAAUGACUGACAUUGCAGUAAAUGUGACUGUUUGACAAAAUUACCCGAUCGAUCGAGAUUGUUGUUCAAGGAUUCAAUAUACUGUAUAUGACAUCAUCUGUGGAUUGCGUAACUUUGACAGUCACAGUGCAUAAAAGUUAAUUUAAUUUGGAAGGAUUGUAACACGAUCGCCAUUUAAUAAUUUAAUUUAAAAAGUGGAUAAUCGAGACUUUGUUUAUUACCGUAACAUGGGUAUCACAUCAACAAAGAAACACACACAAUGCACUAAGAGAACCAACAUUGCGUUUUUAAAGGUGCACAAAACUGGGAGCACCACGAUGUCAAACAUAUUACAUAGAUUUGCACUGAGAUACAAUCUUAAUGUUGUUCUUCCGAAUACAAAUGGGACACGACACUUCUGGGUUCUUGGUUUACUGGAUAACGACACACACAAGAAGACUAUCCCUGUGGCUAGAGGGAAAGAAUAUAAUAUACUAGCUGUGGAUACUUUUUAUAAUACACGUAUAUAUGAACAACUUAUUCCCAAUGACCCAUUUUUCUUGGCUAUAUUACGGGAACCUGUCGAACGUUAUAUUUCAUUUCUGUUCUACGAUAAUCGUAUUGAUACUAAAAUGAAACGAAAAAUGAAAACUGAUCCAUAUAUCUUCCGGAACUAUACCGGUAAAGCAUUUUCUGUCUUGGAGGAUUUCAGUUUUCCUGUACAAAACUUGAGUCUAGUCAGAUAUACUGAGCGAAUGGACAACGAAUUUGAUAUGAUCAUGGUGACCGAGUAUUUUGACCAAUGGUUGAUUUUGUUGAAACGGAAGCUGUGUUGGACUUUCCAAGACAUUAUAUAUAUUACUCGUAAUACGAAUUUAAAGAAUACAGGAUAUGCUAUAAGUCCGGCCGACAGACAAAACAUUAUUAAUCUUUUGAAAAAUGAUUCGAUAUUUUACGAACAUUUUAAGAGUAAAUUGUUUAAAGAAUUGAGUAAACUUGGUGCCGAUUUUAUAGAAGAAUUACACAAGUUUAAACUGAUUCUUAAACUUGUUAAAGAUUAUUGUACAUUUGUUAAAAAGGGAGAUAAGUCUCUUGUUAUUUCUAAAUCACCGUGGAACCAACGCUUUAUUGUAGAUCCUCAUGAGUGUCAUAUUAUGCAAUUGACAGAAUUUCCCCUUGUUCAGAUAUUACAGAACCGUCAGCGUAAAUUAUGUUCAAAAUAGUAUAGCGACAUUUAAUAACUGAUUGAUAACAACACAUGACACAAUUACGUUGUGUAUGGAAUAUAAGUUACUUUAGAGGCUUUCUUCUGGCGACGUUUCGACCAGGGUUCUUCCGUUUUUGCGAUAAAGACGAGAGCACCUUUAUAGACGGGAGAACCCUCGUCAAUAAUAAUCUUGCCAGAGUAACUUGUAUUCCAUUUACAGGUAAUUGUGUCAUGUACUAUAUGUAGGGUGCCCCACCAAAAAUAAAUAUCUCCCAAUAUCUCCAAAUAUUUUGAAAAUUAUACCUCAAUAAGUAUAUAUAUAACAAGUCUUAAUCACCUCACAUAUAUAGUCCAUAGAUAAACGGUCGUGUUGUAUUUAACAAGUUAUAAGCAUUUCAAAUAUUUGAAAAAAUAGACAGAAAAAGUAGCGAAGCCGCCGCGAUUAAAUCCGGGCAUUUUUUCGAUUUCCCGGUUGUACUUGAAAAGGAGUAGGGUCGCCUGUCCAACCUCGUCGGCUUUCUCCGGGUUCUCCGGUUUCCUCCCACACCUGAAGACCCCCUACGCGCAAGCGAAUUAUUGAAAUAAAAUUGAACCAUGUGUUAAUCUCGAAAUGGCCUAGUUUGUGUCGAGUGGACGUUAAACCCCAUUUCUCCCUCUCUCCAUUUGCAUUUUUCGUUAAUAUAUCAAAUUUUUCACGACUUAAUACAUUUAUCAGGUAUGCAAAAGUAGCGAAGCCGCCGCGAUUAAAUCCGGGCAUUUUUUAGUGAAAAAUAGAUUAUCUGCCCUUGAUAUGAAAUUAUUCCCUCUUAACCCGUCUACCUUCUCCGGCUGAUUGACAGACCGGGGUAAUCAAGACUAUUUGUUACGAAACGUUACAGAAAGCUAGAUCAAUAAUUCUAAUUUAGAAACACCCACGUUAGGCAACUCAACGAUUGUUUGGAGAACCUUAUAAAAUCAAAAGAAAGAUACUACUAGUAUGAUAUUCUAGCCUAACGAAGUAGCUUCCCAGAUAUUAAUUUUACUAAACCAAAAGAUGCCGCUCCUAACGGUAUAGUUCAUAAUAUAGCGAAUUAAAAAACAAAACGAACGUACUUUUUCAAAGCUGCUGUAACAACGAAUCAGAAAUAUUAUUGUUAUUCAGAAUCGUUAACACCAGAUUUUUUACGGUUUUAAUAGUGAUAGAUGUGUUGAAAAUUUCACGUGCGAUGGCUAUUUAUAGAUUCAUUGACUAUACCGCCCAAUAGUCUCGCACUGCGUGAGAAACCAGAAAUCAGUUGGGACUAGUCACUGAAGCGUGCACAUUCGCUGUGUGUGAAAUAGUUUUUUUUAACGUCCGCUUCCACCGAGGUGACAUCGCAGACAUUCGCUGUGGCGUGUACAACUUUUAAUAGAGAAAAUAUUGGCUGUGUGGGGCAACAUCUAAUUUGUUUUACCAGGUGUUUGAGUGUUAACAUGUUUUAUGUUUUACUUGGGGGGCGGGGUAACAGCCGUUUCGCCAUCAAAAAUUGUAAUAGAAUGAAAAUGAAUGAAAGGUGGUUUAAUGGCAUGUCAGCACCCAGCGGGAUAUUUUGCGCCAAGCAUAUGGUGAUUUUUGCGAGACAAAUUAAAGAACUAUUAAAAAAUAAAUAUUCAUAUAACAUAUGGUGAUGUUUUUAAGAGUUUUAAAUAUACGUGCCUUUCCUAUUGUAUGCUGUACCUUACCUGUAUAUCCUUUUUGUAUUUAUAUUUUUCUAUUUUUCUAUUUGCUUUUAUAUCUAUGUAAAGCGCACUCGAGCACGCUAGUAUGGAAGUGGCGCUAUAUAAAUGCAUAAUAAUAAUAAUAAUAAUAAUAAUAAUUAAAAACAAAUAUCACAGACAUGUUAAUGAAGAAAAAACAAAUAACGCAUAGCUUUAUGUAUAUAAAUAAUAAAAUUUUAAAAUGAAAAACACGAUUAUAUAUAUAUCCAGAAAUAUUAGUACAACCGUAAAGCUGCACUACUUUGUUUCACGGUAAAGAUAUAUAUAGAUAUAUAUAAAUGGUGGAAAUUAUCUAAAUAUAUAUAUAUAUAUACCAAAAAUAAUAUACCUUUUUCUUUAGCUAGAAAAAUAUGCACCAUUGUGAUAGAUGAAGACCUCCGGGUUGUCAGAUUAGGUGAGCUAAAAAGAAAUUUAUUGAAACAGUAUUACCCUCUCGAGGUAAUAGAAGUUGGGAUAAAUAAGGCUUUGACAAUUGAUAUUCAAACACUGAGGGCUACUAAAGCAAAAGACAGUUCGGAUAAUAUCAUUACCUUUGUCGCUACUCAUAACCCCCAACAUCCCAACUUCUUUAAAACAAUGUACGAGAGUAGGGCAAUCCUGGCAUCAGACGACAACCUCAGAAUGAAAUUUGAUAAGGUUCAAUUCAUUAAUUUAAUCAAUAUAAUUUUCCUAAGUUUACAUUUAGUGUCAACGACAAUAUGAAUUGUGACACAAAAAAAUCUCAUAUAUGUCUUGACUUGCAAUGGGUGUCUAAAUUUUUACAUAGGGGAGACGUCCACGCAUCUACGGGAUAGAGUACGCAACCAUCGACGGGAUUGUAAUAUUGAAAAAGGGCCCUUAUUUGUAAAUAGACAUAUUUUUAAAUGUGCACAACACCUACAAGUAAAAUUCCAAAUUUUCCCUUUUUAUAAAAUGAAAGUCGAUGACACCACGAAAAGGAAAUUAAUGGAAAACCAUUUUAUUAAAAAAUAUGUUCCUCGACUUAAUAGACAAUAAGUAACAAUUGGCCAUUAGCUUCAUUAAUUUUCUUAAAUCUAUCCCAUGAUUAUCUUCCACUCAUUGUUCAUAAAUUGAACUCCAUAUACUACAGAUUAACACAUGUGUGUACAUGUUUCUAUUAGUUAACGAUAUACUAUGUAACCAUAGACAAUGGUAACUAUAGCCAUGUAAAUAUGUAUAAAUAUACUAUACUGUCCAUCUUUAUACAAUGACAUUAUUUAUGAAUAGUCCCAAGACGGACGAAAAGUACUUUAAAAUGUUAAAAUGUUAUUAAACCAGUGUUGAAAUACCUUUUUUUUUUUUUAUCUUUUUCAUCAUUUAGCGUGAAACAAAGUAGUGCAGCUUUGCGGUUGUGCAAAUAAUUUUGGAUAUAUAUAGAUAUAUAUAUAUUUAGAUAAUUUCCACCAUUUAUUUGUAAUCAUUUUAUAAAUAGGUAUUUUUAUGUUGCUAAUUGGUGUUUAUUUCUUAUUUUUCUAAAUAAAGACCAGUGCUUAUGAUUGCCAUCUCCCGCCUCCCAAGAAAGCAGAGAAUUACUGAAAUCGAUUCGUCCGUCGAUAUACGUCAUACUUUUUGGGACACAGUAACUUAGAGAAGAAAUUUAUGAGCCGACUGCCUUGACUGAAUUUAAUUUGGAAGGGUCAGAGUCAGUCAAAGCUUAACAUCUUUCAUAAACUGUUAUAAUAAAUAGCGUUGCGUAUUUUCUGUUACCUGGAAACCCGUCUGUCAAUAUCAACAUCACCAACUAGAAAUUUCGAAAGAGAAAGAAAAUUUUUUCAGCUAUUUGUUUUUAGAUCUUUGAAUUCGUUAUGUCCGAUUUUUAUUCAUACCAUUAAUUUAGUUAGGCAAUGAUUUUAUCUUUCCCAUGUAUCGGCAUGUAUUGGAUCAUAAUUUUAAUAUAAAGUAUAAUGGCGAUUGUAUUCUGCGGGUAUUGCUUUUAUAUAUAUAUAUAUAUUUAAUAUGGUUUUCAGGGUUAUUAAAUUCUAAUUUGUGUUAAAAAAUUAAUUAAUCAACUCCAAACAUCUGUUAAGCGUUUUUAUUUCUUUAGUACAAUUUCUGUGUCUUCAUUUGAUAUGUUUUGCUUCAUCUUCCCCGGGGUUAAAUGUGGUUUCGAUAUAUAUGUUCAGAAUUUGUGCUCCAAUUAACCUCAUAAAUCACGGGGAUAAUAAUAUGAAACUGCUUAAUCUUGGAAAAUAUCAGUGUCAUUCAAUGAAAAACUGUUAGAUAACUAUACCUAAUGAGAAAUUGGAAACUUCUUUAUGUGUGUGUGUUUUGGGGGUUUUUUUUGGUUUUUUAUUGUUUUGUUUUUUAUUUUUUAUUUUUUUUUCUUUCUUGAGGGGUUGGUUGGUUUGGGUUGGGUUUAAUUAUGCAAAUAUAUAUGUUUUUAUUUUUCAAUGAUAUGAGUGUACAAUUAAAGUUUAUAAAGGUUUGGGGGUGAUUUUAUAUUUUAUACUGUUAUAUAUCUAUAUAUAUAUUUGUGACUGUCGUUUGUCUGUCUGUCUGUUCGGGGUUGGCGGCUACACUAGGUCUGCCCCGAGUCUGAAAUUUGGGGUAUAGGGGUAGCUCGGACCGGGGAGUAACAUAGGCCAGAUGGCGUUAGUCUACCACUUCCGGUUUCGGAGUUAUGACCCCCUAGCGAAGCCGGUCUGUUCGGGGUUGGCGGCUACACUAGGUCUGCCCCGAGUCUGAAAUUUGGGGUAUAGGGGUAGCUCGGACCGGGGAGUAACAUAGGCCAGGUGGCGUUAGUCUACCACUUCCGGUUUCGGAGUUAUGGACCCCGAGCGAAUUCUGUCUGUUCGGGGUUGGCGGCUACACCUGCCCCGAGUCUGAAAUUUGGGUAUAGGGGUAGCUCGGACCGGGGAGUAACAUAGGCCAGGUGGCGUUAGUCUACCGCUUCCGGUUUCGGAGUUAUGACCCCCGAGCGAAGUCUGUCUGUUCGGGGUUGGCGGCUACAUCUGCCCCGAGUCUGAAAUUUGGGGUAUAGUGGAAGCUCGGACCGGGGAGUAACAUAGGCCAGAUGGCGUUAGUCUACCACGUCCAGUUUCGGAGUUAUGACCCCCGAGCGAAGCCGGUCUGUUCGGGGUUGGCGGCUACACAAGGUCUGCUCCGACUCUGAAAUUUGGGGUAUAGGGAUAGCUCGGACCGAGGAGUAACAUAGGCCAGGUGGCGUUAGUCUACCACUUCCGGUUUCGGAGUUAGACCCCCGAGCGAAGUCUGUCUGUUCGGGGUUGGCGGCUACACUAGGUCUGCCCCGAGUCUGAAAUUUGGGGUGUAUGGGUAGCUCGGACCGGGGUGUAAUAUGGGCCAAGUGGCGUUAGUCUACCACUUCCGGUUUCGGAGUUAUGACCCCCGAGCGAAGCCGGGUAUCCUGCUAGUGUAUAUAUAAAUUACAAUGCAUACUAUUUAUAUCUAUAUACAUAUGUUUUUAACUAUAGCAAACUUUUUGCUUCAACUGUAAUAAAAGUUCAAACGUUCAGAA